ACAGGAAAGAGAGACGGAAAAGUGCAUCAGGUUACUGAAACUGAUUCAAAUGACUCUGAUGAAGAAGACAUGUCAUGUCUUGACCUUUUCUCUCUUAAAGAGACAGAUCGCAAAAUAAUCUGUGUGACACCUGAGGUAGAGGGGGUGGCACUAAAAUGCACAAUGUUUGACAGCAAGGACAGCAGUUUACAUACAGAUAGACAAUUGCGUCAGAAAACGUUGGAGAAAGGGAAGGAAAUGGCCACAAUAUCUGAUGAUGAUGGUGGUGUUGAUGAUGAUGAUGACGAUUAUGAUUAUAACGGUGAUGAUGGUGAUGACSAUUAUGAUGAUGAUAAUAAUGGUAAUGAUCAUUAUGUUGCUAGUGACAGUAGUGAUAAAGAUGGUGACGAUGAUGUCUGUGACAACAGUUCAAAAACCAGAAACAAGUCCUACCACUGCUUAGACUGUGGUAAGAGUUUUACCCGAGUCUAUCAUUUAAAGAGACACAAGCAAACACAUAACAAAGAAAAAUCUCACCAAUGCUCUGAUUGUGGUAAAAGCUUCACCCGACCGGAACAUUUGAAAAAACACCAGCGAAGCCAUAUGACUGACAAAUCAUACCAUUGCACUAACUGUGAUGAGUGUUUCUCUAAAGCAGCACAACUAAGAAGUCACAUGAAAGUGCAUGCCGGGGAAAAGCCUCACCUCUGCACCGACUGUGGGAAACUAUUCCAGUCCUUACACGCAUUUGAAAGACACCAGCAGAAACAUGCUGGAAAGAUGCUUCACCAAUGCUCAGACUGUGGUAAAGUUUUUACCAGAGCCUAUCACUUGAGAAGACACCAGUAUACACAUAAAGAGAAGUCUAAUCACUGCUCCGAUUGUGGUAAGAGCUUCACUCGWRRGGAAKAUCUAAAAAGACACCAGCGGAAACACAAGGAAAAGACACGUUACCACUGCUCUAUGUGUGAGGAGAAGUUCUCUACACAGGCAAUGUUAAAUAGUCACCUGCAGGUACAUGUUGGAGAGCUACCUCACCAUUGCUCUGAUUGUGGAAAGGCGUUCUCAGACAAAAGACAAUUUGAGAUCCACCAGAAAAGACACCAGCGAAAAACUGUAAAAGAGAGGUCUUACCUUUGCAGUGACUGUGGAAUGACUUUCAGCAAGCCAAGCGCAUUUAAGGUGCACCAGAGAUCUCACACAGGAGAAAAACCAUACAGCUGCUCAGAGUGCGGAAAGAGUUUUGCCCAGUCCACCACACUCCGGAUCCACCUCCAGUGGCACGCUGGGGAGAGGGCCAGCUACUCCUGCCCUGUCUGUGGAAAGACUUUCUCUCGCUCUAACAGCGUGAGGAGACACCAGAUGGUUCACACAGGAGAGAGACCUCAUGAGUGCCCCUGCUGUGGAAAACGCUGCUUUCGACGGAGUGCUCUGAUCAUACAUAUGAGGAUUCACACUGGAGAGAAACCAUACAUUUGUUCUGAGUGUGGGAAGAGGUUCUCCCAAGAUGGCGACCGGAAACGGCACCAGAUAAGACACCACCCUGACCUCUGACCUGAAGAGAACAGCAGGCACAGGCAGGCUUCAGUAGAGGCACACCGAUCCCAAAUCCACCCUCAGCCACUACCUUCUGAGCUCUUACCCCCUAGCCCCUGUACCAGGGGGUGGCAAACUCAUUCCUGGAGGGUCUAGUGGUUUUUAUUAUUUCCUUUCCAUUUGUGUCCAAUUAACACCUAGACAACCAGGUGAGGGGAGUUCCUAAUCAAGUACAAGGGAGGAGCGACAACCGGCAGACACUCGACCCACCAGAUAUUGAGUUGACAUCCCUGCCCUAUACCCUCCGUCCCCUAGCUCAUACACCUAGCUCCUAACCUCUAGCUCCUACUCCCUAGCUCCUACCCCCUAGCUAGCCCCUGCCCUCUAGUGAAAAUCUGGUUUAAAGAACAGCUGAAAUGUGAACCAUUUUAUGUCAGGUAGUUUGUUUUGUUUGCUUUUCCAUUUCCUCCUUUAAUUAUACAUUGCUAUUUGAGAUCUGCUGUACUGUGUUCAGAGAACAGUCCUGUAGUUUUCCCUUUCUGUUAGACUCACACUUGCUGCUUUCCAAAUAACAUUUGACAAAUGUUUGAGCCACAGGGUAAUACAUGUUUGUGGACCACUGUUAUUAGUUUGUGUUUUUACAGUCACUUUGAUUCAAGUUUAACAACCAGUAAUACAUUCAUCAGUCCUUGUUUAUGUCAUUGUAAACCAGAAGGUGAUAGUUGGGGUGUGCUGAGUUAGCAGAGACUAGGAUUACACACAGUCUCUCCAAUGUAUGUAUUUAUAUUGUAUGUUUGUGUGUAUUAUUAUGUGUGUGUGUGUAAUCUGUAUUGUUUAUUCAGUCAGCUCCAGUCUCCCAGCAGAGACCAGAGACAGACAUUUCCCUCUGAGGCCGUUAUUCAAUUUCUCUGUCUCUCUCUGUCUCUCUCUGUCUGUCUCUGUCUCUCUCUGUCUGUGUGUGUGUGGAAUCUUUUCACUUGGAUCUCAAAGUGCUUUAUGUUCAUUCCUUAUUUUAUAAUUCACAAUUUUCUUCAUAAUUCAAUAUUUCUAUCCAUUUUGUACAGUUUGCAUGGUGCAUUAAACUGACCCAUAACAAAGGA
Messenger RNA from Salvelinus sp. IW2-2015, 2615 nucleotides. Lineage: Eukaryota; Metazoa; Chordata; Actinopteri; Salmoniformes; Salmonidae. The record is from RefSeq and is a predicted model, not a curated record.